Molecule: messenger RNA, 1233 nt
Organism: Panicum virgatum (switchgrass)
Lineage: Eukaryota; Viridiplantae; Streptophyta; Magnoliopsida; Poales; Poaceae
Product: heavy metal-associated isoprenylated plant protein 44-like
Exons: 3
Coding region: 710-979 (89 amino acids)
Molecular function (GO): metal ion binding
Source: RefSeq, a predicted model, not a curated record
CCUGCGGAGAUCUCCAGACGACAUUCCAAACUGCAUUUCAUGCCCCUGCCAUGCCCACCGUCAUCCGCUCGACACCUCACAAAGCAAAACUUGGACCCGUCAAUGGCGUCCAUGUCAUCGCACGCCCGGGAUCUUCUGCGACCGACCACUCCCUAACCGGCCAUCAGCCGAUUAACCGCACUCCCAGUGCUGAGACACAUGUGUGGCAUCUUGCAGAAUCUGGAUGCAGUUGAUCAGGGGUCAAUCAACCUCUCCUUUCGUGCCAUGCAUGAGCUAGCCCUGCUUCAUGGACCAUUGAGAAUGGAGCUCUCGGCAAGUAAACAAGAUCAGCAAGAGAGACCCAGGCCUCGGUGAGACCACCGGUCGCUCUUCUCCAUGUAGACCUAGGGCUGCCUUUGGGAAAGCUGAGAAGAUCACUGUGCCGCAUAGCUGGGUAGGGUCUCGUAGGUCAGUAGGUCUUAGAGGCCAUCAGCUUAGAUUACAACACCAGCAGGAAUCUCUUAGCUUGAACACCGUCUUUAACCUUUUCCCUUCAUCACAUCCUGCCGGUGCUCUUUUCGCCUUUUUUUGUUACCACCUCUUGUGGGUUGCUUGCAGUUGCCGCUAUAAGAGGUCUGCCCGGCUCUCAUCUUAUUCCCUUCUCGUCCCCGUUCCGAAAGCCGGCGACUGGCGGUGUGAGAUCAUCUACCUUGCAACCGGUUUCUCUUCCAUGGAGAGCACGGAGCUGAAAGUGGAGAUGGUGGCGCUGCAUGAGAAGCGGGUACGGAAAUGCCUGUCCAAAGUGAAAGGCAUCGAGCGGGUGGAGGUGGAGGCGAGCCUGCAGAAGGUGGUGGUGACCGGGUGCGUGAACCGGAGCAAGAUCCUCAAGGCGCUCCGCCGGGUGGGGCUCCGCGCCGAGCCAUGGGCGCCGCACAACGAGCUGCUCAGCGCCUACGCCACCACCAGCCUCAUGUCCAAUAACUCCUACAGCUUCUUCUGAACCGUCCGGCCGGAUCCGGCGGUCCUUCGCUGUUGCCUUUUGGUUUCUUUCUUUCUUUCGUUCUCUGCUUGCUGGGGUUUGGGAACGGGAAGGCGUUCCGCAAUGUAUACAGAGAUGAGAUGGCAUUUUUUUUUUCUCUUCCUUUGGGUACGGUGUUGAGUGGGGGAGACAGAGUGGUGGUGGCCGACGAGGCGGCAGGGAGAUGUAAAAUGUAUUGUUCUGCAGGCAAGGAAUCAAGCCGGUGCCUUGCAUGA